UGAACUCGAAGAAGAAGAAGAAGAAGAGGAGGAGGAGGAAGAAGAAGAAGAGGAAGGUAUCGAUGGGGAAGACGACGUACAAGAGGGUGAAAGGGAGCCAGAACCUGAGGCAGAGGCUGCUCCUGUCCACCCUUGCCUCCACCGCCGUCAUCGUGGAGGACAUCCGCUCCGACCACACGUGGCCCGGCCUCCGCCCCCACGAGGUCUCCCUCCUCCGCCUCCUCGAGAAGGUCUGCGACGACUGCGUCGUCGAGAUCAACGAGACCGGAACGAAACUUAAGUAUAAGCCCGGUAUCAUAAUGGGCGGGAAGCAUCUUGUUCAUGAUUGUGGUGUCAGCCGUUCUAUUGGUUAUUUCUUGGAGCCUUUGAUUGUACUCGGCUUGUUCGCGAAAAAACCUCUCCGCAUAAGGCUCAAAGGAAUCACGAAUGACUCUAAGGACCCAUGUGUCGAUACAUUUCGCUCCACUACCUUACCAAUCCUAAAGCGUUUUGGAGUUCCUGCUGAUGGUUUGGAAUUAAAGAUAGAGAGCCGUGGAGUGCCUCCUCAUGGUGGUGGAGAAAUUGUCUUGUCAGUUCCCAGUGUCCAGAGUCUAGCAGCAGUCACAUGGAUCGAUGAAGGAAUGGUCAAGAGGAUUAGAGGGAUCACUUUCUCUACACGUGUUUCUGCACAAUUUGAGAAUAACAUGAUACAUGCAGCUCGUGGAAUAUUCAAUCGUCUACUUCCAGAUGUUCACAUCUUUACUGAUCACAGAGCUGGCCCACAGGCUGGGAAAUCUCCUGGUUAUGGAAUUUCAUUGGUCGCGGAAACUACUUCUGGUUGCUGCAUAUCUUGUGAUACUACGGUAUCUUACGGACUAGAAGAAGGGAAUGAAAUUGAAGGGGAGGAGAAAAAGGAGUUAACGCCUCCAGAGGAUGUUGGUGAGCAAACUGCCUCUGUUCUACUCAGUGAAAUUGAGCAAGGUGGAGUGGUGGAUUCAACACAUCAGGGUCUAUUGUUUCUUUUGUGUGCAUUGAGCCCGCAAGAUGUUUCGAAGGUUCGUGUUGGCAAGCUUUCACCGUAUGGAAUAGAAACUCUCAGGAACAUCAGAGAUUUUCUGGGGGUCAAAUUUGUUAUCAAGCCAGAUCCUUCAACGGAGACAGUUAUACUUAAAUGUGUUGGAUGUGGAAUGAAGAACUUGUCUAGGAAGGUUUCUUGAUGACAAUAUGGAAGAAUCUUGUAUCUAAGGCAUGCAUUGGUCUUGAUUGACAGCAUCGUGCAAGGUCUCUGGUGGUCCUCCUGUCGAGCGGAAUUUUAUCUUCCUUGGUCCCUGCAGAGAAGAAUUACUAUGAUCAUUACACCAUAGGCCGACCGCAGCAAUUGUCCGCCUGUGGUAUACCAAAAUUGAGUCAUAUGGAGCCAUGCUCAUGUUAUAUUUUUGUCUUGGAUCAGAGCGCUGACUGCGAUCCAGUCGAGUUCUGGCAGUACGCAAGCAAAAAUUUUGGUUCAUUGAAUUUUUGUUUGGACUCUCGGGUAAAUCUUAAAAGUUAUAUACGAUGUUGAAAUACAAACCCUGGAGAAAGCAUUGGCGGCUAUUUAGGCUUCACAUUGCAUUCUCUCCUUUUCUACCA
Messenger RNA from Syzygium oleosum, 1608 nucleotides. Its product is annotated as probable RNA 3'-terminal phosphate cyclase-like protein. NCBI's taxonomy places the organism in Eukaryota, Viridiplantae, Streptophyta, Magnoliopsida, Myrtales, Myrtaceae. Gene Ontology annotation, biological process: ribosome biogenesis; endonucleolytic cleavage of tricistronic rRNA transcript (SSU-rRNA, 5.8S rRNA, LSU-rRNA). The transcript has 6 exons. Gene Ontology annotation, molecular function: RNA endonuclease activity. The record is from RefSeq and is a predicted model, not a curated record. Bases 63 to 1196 code for a protein of 377 amino acids. Gene Ontology annotation, cellular component: nucleolus.